This is a messenger RNA of Erythranthe guttata (spotted monkey flower), 1441 nucleotides long. Lineage: Eukaryota; Viridiplantae; Streptophyta; Magnoliopsida; Lamiales; Phrymaceae. The record is from RefSeq and is a predicted model, not a curated record.
UAAAAUAGGAGCCAAACGGGAUUCUCUACGCAGUCCAUCUCUGACCAAAAGGCGUCAGCGUCCAGCCACCGCCGGUCUGCCGCCGCGACCACGACGGCGCCACCUACCAACAGUACAAAUGAUCCAACAUUUCCUCUCUCCUUCUGCCCCUUUCAGUACAACGUCACCAUUUUCUCUCUCUCUCUCUCUCUCUCUAACCUAAUACUAAACCCUCAUAAAUGCCGUGAAAAAUAGGUUCUAAAAAAGUCAUGCUUGUGUGCCCCGGAGCGUUCAGUUGAGUAAUUGAAUGCUGGUCCUCCUUCGCUUUCAGACGUAAACUAACAGAUUCGCCAUUUUCACCAAAUCCCUUUCUCUCUCUUGUUUUUUUCAGCUUAAAAGAGGAGAUUAAGAUUACAGCUUUUCCAUCUGAAAAGUGCUUUUCGCCUUUCCUUUUCUAUUAUAGCUACCAUGUUUAGGAGAAAGUCGAUUAACAACGAGGAGACUAAUGCUGCGGAACGAGAUGCAAAGGUCGUACAACUUAGGGAUGCUAUUGGACCAGUUUCAGGUCGAACCUUAAAAUUUUGCAGUGAUGCGUGUCUGAGGAGGUAUCUAGAAGCUCGAAAUUGGAAUCUUGCCAAAGCCCAAAAGAUGUUGGAAGAGACUAUUAAGUGGAGGUCGUCAUACAAACCCGAAGAAAUACGCUGGCAUGAAGUAGCACACGAAGGUGAAACUGGGAAAGUUUCGAAGGCCAAUUUUCUCGAUCGAAAGGGUAGAACCGUCCUUAUAAUGAGGCCUGGAAAGCAGAACACUGCAUCUCCCGAGGGCAAUAUUCGUCAUUUAGUGUAUCUAAUGGAGAAUGCAAUACUGAACCUGCCGGAAGGGCAAGAACAAAUGUCGUGGCUCAUUGACUUCAACGGCUGGUCUUUGAACACAAACGUUCCGAUGAAAACAGCUCGAGAUAUUAUCUACAUUUUGCAGAACCACUAUCCGGAGAGGCUUGCUAUAGUCGUUCUCUACAGCCCUCCGAGAAUAUUUCACGCCUUUUGGAAGGUUGUGAAAUAUUUUGUGGAUCAAAAGACGUUUGAGAAAGUAAAAUUUGUAUACCCGAAUAACAAAGAGAGCUUGGAGAUAAUGAAGACGUUCUUCGAUACUGAGAAUCUUCCGAGUGAGUUUGGUGGGGAAGGUACACUGGAAUACGACCAUGAAGAGUUUUCGAGAUUGAUGGCGCAGGAUGAUGUCAAAACCGCAAAGUUUUGGGGAUUAGGUCAAAAGGAUUGUUACCAGAAUAAUAUGAACGGCAACUGAUGUGUGUGAAAAAUCGACGAAUCUGUAGUACCUUAAUAUUGUCACAUGUAUUUGUUGUGUAAUAUAAACGACUGUCCCGAUUCUUCUUGCUGGGAUUAUGUCAGAUUAUCCGAUAACGAUUAAAUAAUUAUUUGAAUUUAUUUUAGUACAAUGAAAU